Molecule: messenger RNA, 8121 nt
Organism: Trichoplusia ni (cabbage looper)
Lineage: Eukaryota; Metazoa; Arthropoda; Insecta; Lepidoptera; Noctuidae
Product: unconventional myosin-Ia-like
Exons: 19
Coding region: 626-4003 (1125 amino acids)
Biological process (GO): actin filament organization; vesicle transport along actin filament
Cellular component (GO): myosin complex; vesicle; microvillus
Molecular function (GO): microfilament motor activity; actin filament binding; ATP binding
Source: RefSeq, a predicted model, not a curated record
AUAUUUCAAAUUGAGUACAUAACAUAUUAUAAUAGUUGUAUUUUUAUAAAGUUAUUGCCAACUUAAAAUGUCUUUGGAUUGCAUAUAUAUGAAAAGUGUUGCCAGACGAGGUGUUCUUUAGAAUAUGUAAUGGUUUACAGUACUGGUGAAGAUAAAGCAAGUACUGCCUAAGCUCAAAUGUUAAGAUUAUCAAAAUGCCAUCGGGUAUCAAGUGACUUACAUAGGGCAUAAUCAGCUCGAUUUAAAUAAUAGCGUGUAAAUGACCCUACCAGUUUUUUGCAUUUUUAUUGUUGGUCACACGCCCGUUGAGUAUUGUCAUGCUUAUGUCAGUCAGUCACUCGUCAGUCAAGUCGUCAAAUUGAAAUAGAUUCAUUGAAAUAAUGAGUAUAAUUUGAAAUCCUUAAUGUUUAGGGAAUGUAAAUUACUGUGAUAUAAUUAGGUAAGGCACGAUUAAUUAAUGCCAAAGUGGCCGCUAACUAGUUUAUUUUUUUCUAGAUUAAUUAUAAUGUUAUCGUGCAGUGAAUUAAAUUUAUAACGGGGUUAUUUAUGCUAAGUAUAUUGAAGAUAGCUGCGAUGGCGCGCAUUGUUCACAACGCGGAGGCUCGGUGACGGGCGCUGAGGCGGCAUGGCGGAGGCGGAGGGUGCCGGGCAGCCGGACGCGGUGCUGCUGGCGCCGCUGUCCGAGGACACGUUCUUGCACAAUCUGCACGUGCGCUACAAACGUGACAUCAUAUACACGUACGUGGGCAACGCGCUGGUGUCGGUGAACCCAUGCCGCGCGCUGCCGCUGUACUCGGCGGAGCUGGUGCGCGCGUACCUGGCGCGCCCCCCCUACCAGCUGCCGCCGCAUCUGUACGCCAUAACGGCUACUGCGUACAGGUGGGUGCGCGACAGGAACGAGAGCCAGUGUAUAGUGAUCACAGGAGAGAGCGGCGCCGGCAAGACGGAGGCGGCGCGUGUGUGCCUGCAGUGCGCCGUGGUGGCGGGCGACGGGGGCGCGGGCGGGGGCGCGGCGGCGGGGGGCGCGGCGCCCGCGCUGGCCGCCGCCGGCACGCUGCUUGAGGCCUUCGGUAACGCCGCCACAGCGCGCAACCACAACGCCAGCAGAUUUGGCAAGUUACUGGAAAUUGAGUUCGACUUCAAAGGAGAGCCUGUGGGUGGACAUAUAACUCAUUGGUUACAGGAGCGCGUGUGUGGCGUACUGGAGGGCGAGCGCAACUUCCACGUGCUGUACCAGCUGCUGGCAGGCGCCGACGUGCAGCUGCUCAAGCGGCUGCGGCUGCAGCGCUGCUGGGAGCACUACCGCAUCCUGCGCGGCGAGGAGGCGCCGCCGGCGGCAGGAGCGUCACCGCGCCGCGCGCCCCCCGCGCGCGCUGCUGCGCAGGACCGCGACCACUUCGCUUUCACCACGGCGGCGAUGCGCGCGCUGGGGUUCGGCGGCGGCGCGUGCGACGCGGUGCUGCGCCUGCUGGCCUUCAUGCUGAAGCUGGGCAACGUGGAGUUCGAGCCCGUGCACAACAUCGACGGCAGCAUCGGCACGCGCCUGCAGCAGCAGUACGAGCUGCUGGAGGCGUGCGCGCUGGUGGGCGCGGACGCGGCCGCGCUGGCCGCCGCGCUCGCCGACGCCGGCGCCGCCGAGCCCGCCGCGGACCUCGACACCGGUCAGUCACUCAAACCACUUAAUAUGACACAUGAAAGCGUCGAUUGCUUCUUCAUCGCACUGGAACCUUUGACCACGUUAGGGCUUUGGUCAGGUCUGUAUGGAGGAUGCUUUCUACUUUUGCUUUUUGAAAUUGAUUUUUUUUUUGAAAUUGCCCGAGAAAUGUGGAAACGACAGAACUUAAAAGCAGGCCUCGUAGGUGUUGUUUGGGUAAAUCUGUUGGAUGUGUGGGGGUUGUGCGCAGAGAGCUCGGAGGGGUCGGAGGCGGGCGCGGAGGCGGGCGCGGCGCCGGGCGGCGAGUGGGCGGCCGCGCUGCGCGACCAGCUGCUGUGCGUGCUGUACUCGCGCCUCUUCACCUGGCUCAUCAACGCCGUCAACGACUACAUCAAGCCGGUAGAGGCGGGCAAGCGGUGCUCGCUAGGCAUCCUGGACGUGUACGGGUUCGAGUCUCUGGCUCGCAAUGGGCUGGAGCGACUGUUAAUUAACUACGCGGCGGAGCGUGUGCAGGCCGCCGUGACCGGGGCCACGCUGAGGCGCGAGCAGGACGAGUACGCGCGCGAGGGCCUCGCCUGGCGCGCGCUGCACUACCACGACCACGAGCUGCACGCCGACCUGCUGGACGCGGGCCCGGACAGCGUGUUGGGCGUGCUGCGCGACUGCUCGGCGCGCGGCGCCAGCGACGCCAGCUUCCUGCAGCGUCUGCAGCGCCGCCGCCACCCGCGCCUGCUCGUGCUGCCGCCUGACCACUUCCAGGUGGUGCACUUCGGCGGUGGCGUGGUGUACAGCGCGCGCGGCAUCGUGGCCAAGAACCGCGACGCCGUGUGGGCGCGCGGGGCCGCCGUGCUGGGCGCGGCGCGGGAGCCGCUGCUGCGCGCGCUGUUCCCCGGGGGCGCGGGGGGCGCGGGCGCGGGCGGGGGCGCGGGCUGCGGCUCGCCGCGCCGGCCCGCCGCGCUCGCCUGCCGCCAGCGCGCGCUCGUGGCCGCGCUGGUGCGGCGCCUGCCCGCCUCGCCGCGCCUCGUGCGCUGUCUGCGCAACGACGCCGCGCUGCGUCCGCAUCGGUUCGACGCCGCGCUGCUGCGCCAUCAGAUCCGCACGCAGGGAAUCAUGGACAUGGCGCUGCUGCGGCGUAGCGGGUGGUGCGAGUCCAUGUGCGCGCGAGCCCUGGUGGCGCGCUACGGGCUGCUGGGGACGGGCGGCGGGGGCGCGGGCGGCGCGUCGCCCUGCCCGUCGCCCGCGCCGCGCUCGGACGAGCCGGUGCGGGCCGCGCGCGCGCUGCUGCGCUCGCUGCCCAUCCCCAGCGCGGAGUUCGCGUACGGGCGCAGCCGCGUGUUCGUGCGCAGCCCGCGCACGGUGUGGGAGCUGGAGGCGCUGCGCGCGGCGCGCGUGCGGGCGCUGGUGGUGGUGGCGCAGCGCGCGUGGCGGCGGCACCGGGCGCGGGUGCGCGCGCGCGCGGCGGGCGUGCUGGCGCGCGCGUGCGCGCGGCGGCGCUACCUGCUGCGGCUGUGGCGGCGGCUGCCGGCGCGCCAGCUGUCGCCGGCGUGCGGCGCGUGGCCGGCGUGUCCGGCGCCGCGCCUGCUGGGCCGCGCGGACGCUCUGCUGCGCCGCCUGCAUCACGCCUGGCGCUGUCGCCUCUACCGCGCCGCCUUCGACCAGACGGCGCGCAACCGCAUGCGCGAAAAGGUGACGGCCAGCGUGCUGUUCAAGGAGCGCAAGCUGAACUACGCGGCGAGCGUGGCGCACCCGUUCGUGGGGGACUACGUGCGGCUGCGCGCGUCGGCGGCGUGGCGGCGCGGGCUGGGCGCGGCCGGCGACCGCUACGUGGUGUUCGCGGACGUGGUGGGCAAGGUGGCGCGCUCGUCCGGGCGCGUGGCGCGCUGCCUGGCCGUGCUGUCCACGGGCGCGCUGCUGCUGCUGGAGGCGCGCUCGCUGCGCCUCAAGCGCCGCGUGCCCGCGCACGCCGUGUACCGCCUGUCGCUGUCGCCCUUCGCCGACGACCUGCUCGUCGUGCACGUGCGCGCCGCGCCCGACGCGCCCGGCGAGUCCGCGCCCGCGCACGACGCGCCCGACGCGCACGACGCGCCCGGCUGCCUGUUCGGCGGGGAGGCCGCCUGGCGCCGCCGCGGCGACGUGGUCGUGCGCACCUGCCACGUGCUGGAGCUCGCCACCAAGCUGUUCCUCGUCGUGCAGAACGCCGUGGGCGCGCCGCCGCACGUCAACAUCGCCACCGAGUUCGAGGCCAACUUCGGGCAGCAGCUGGUGACGCUGUCGUUCCACGCGCUGGGCGGCGGCGAGGCGGGCGCGCGCCUGCUGCGGCGCGGCAGCCGCAUGGACGUGCUGGUGUAGGUGGUGUCGGCGCUCUGCCGCCUCGUCUUAUGAUAGUGUAAGUGUGCGCCGGCUCGCCCGCCUCACUGCUGCACGCUCGCCGAUGACACUCGAAAUCGUUUGCGUAAGGAAAAUCAAAAACACACAAUAUUGUUUAAGUAUGAUUUGAAUCAAGGUCCUGCAGUCUAAUUACACAGGUUAGCUGGCAAAUCAGUCGCUGUGCAUACGUUGAGGUCCUGUGUGUGUCUCUGUGCGUGUCUGUAUGUGUGUGCCAGCUGGCGGGCGGGGCUCGUCGCCUCCCUCUGUAGAUAUAAGAUGUCGUUGCGCAACGUGUCAAGUGCCAACUUAAGUUAUUUAAGUCUGUGAGAUCUCUUUGCUUCACUAAGUUAAGAUUUUCCAAGUUGUAAGUAAUAGUUAAGUCCCGAGCACGGAGCUCCGUGUUGCGUUGAGCGCACUUACUGUGGCGAGUUCUCGUGGCCAAAUCGUUCAUUUAAAAAUAUCGUUAUUGUAUUAAAUGUACCUUAAAGCUGACAAUUCGACGUUUCCGAUGUGUUCACAAAAAGGAACAAUUCGAUAUUUUUUGUGGUUAGUUAUACUUAGGGCCUCCGCUCCCCGUCAACUAAACAGUUCAGUUGUCGUCGCCCAUCGACCAAGUGUUUAGUACCAAGUGUCACAGAACUAAGGCUUACGCUACAGUGCACCUGUUUUUUCUUGUAAGUGGUAAACAGCAAACCGCCGUCAUUUUAGUACAAUCAACAGAGUUGAUGAAAAGGUUGGAACAGUUUCGUUCAUGACAAAUACCUUGAUUUUAGAAAACAUCUCAAAAUUUCUUUGAACUUCCGUCAUCAGAUAACAGAAGCCAAUUUCAGAAUGCAUCUUUCAGCAUAUCGAUGUGUCCAAUAAUGCCAGCGUUAGCUACGUCUACCAUGAGUGCAGCCGCGUCCAUUUCUUUACUCACAUUAUCCGGCGGUUAAAAGCCGCAAUAGUUUCCAAUCAAAUUAAAUCGUUUAUUUAUUUAUUUUCUGACAGGAAAUUAAUUAAGAAUAUGUUUUCCUUUAAGUCUGUUCGUAUGCUGGUAUCGAGAUAGUGUUUUCUUCUAUUCUCGUAAAAUAUCUAAGAAUUUCGAUAUGUUAUUUACAUAACAUCCAUGUUAUUGAAGUGAUAUCAACGUUCAAUAAGUAUCACCGCUACGUCAUAGUACCAAAAGAAAUCCUUUUAGUCGAUAGUUGCACCACAAUUAGUCGGUGCCCCGAGCAUGGAUCGUCGUGAAAAGUCGUAAUACUAAUUUUAUAUUUCUUUACGAUACGACCUCGGUUUCAGUUCAACUGCUACAACUAGCAACAAAAAUAGGGACUCAUUGACGUUCUAACAAUUUAAUAAUGUUCUCUUCAAUUUGCAACAUUACAUAGGCCAAAAGUACUCGGGAUGAAGAAUGUGAAAGAUAUAUAAUUAUGAUAUAAUAAGACGGUACGCUAGACGGUUUUUGACAUAUGUAUCUGAUAUGUGUCCAAAUGCAUCUAUUAAUUUGCGUUAAUUAUAUCAAAAACACCCAGACGUCAAUAGAACAAUGCCUACUGAUACUAAACUGUUGUCAGUGAGCGAAGGCCCUUAAAGGCGUAACCGCACGCAAUCGCUCGUCGCUCGUUUACAGCGACAAACCCAAUCACGUGACCCCAUUUUUUAAAUUUCCCGCGACUCGAAAAGUCCUAUAGCGAUACCUGGCGCGGCUUCACGGAGUCGCUCGUCGCUCGUUGGCAGCGACAAAUAUGAUCAUGUGACCCCAUUUUAAAUUUCCCGUGAACCGAAAAGUCGCUGUUUCAUGGAGCCGCUCGUCGCUCGUUUGCAGCGACAAUCUGGUCGAGCGACCCCAUUUUAAAUUUCCCGAAAAACAAGAAAAUUAUAUCUUUAAUCUAAUUGUGAACUGGCUAUUAUGUAGAAACAAGUGUGAUUAAAAGUUACAAAGGUACAUUUUAAACUCCAUAAAACUGUACAAUAAGGAAACAAAAUUAUGGUUUAAACGUACAUUGUGUCCAUACUUUACUAAUAUUUAUGCAAUGUUUUAAAGUAUUUACCUUGCCCGAUUCUAUUAUUUACGGGAAUUAAUUUAGAGACCGUUUGCAGCACCACUUUUAUUUAUUAUUUUAAAUCGACUUGUCUCGAAUGCUUAAUUUUUUCUUUUCUUUUCUCUAUUCUAUAGUGUAUUAGUUACCCAUGUUCUUUUUUUUCGUCAGCGACAAAGCUCAACAUUUAUCUUUUUUUAUAUAGCUCAACAUUAUCACUACAUAUCACAUGACCAGAGUUGCUGUAAACGAGCGACUGCAAAGGCCGUAGCUCAACGUUUUUAGCUUUGUCGCUACCUUUCCUGCGACCAUAUAUUGUCGCUUUUUCGACCCGCGGGAAAUUUAAAAAUGGGGUCACGUGAUCAGAUCGCGAGCAACGAGCGACCAUGAGGUUACGCCUUUACAGUCGUCAAAAUUGUGUCGGCUUGCCAAGACCACAUGAGAGGUAGAACACAGCUGACAAUUAAACUGAAGAGGUUUGACAGGCUAUCAAAUUGUACAUUGAGUCUCGUUGUAUCGUUAUUAAUUCGAUUUAAAAUUUAAAUAUAAUUUCCUGGUCGCUUUGAUAAUAUUAUUCGAGCUAAUAUUAUUUCCAUAUAUGUGUGUUUCCAAUUGGAGUUGAUUCUGUUGUUUUCUGGCACGCCUUUGCAAGUUUAAAAGUAAGCACUGAAUUGAAAAACAGAUUUGAGCUUUAGAUUUUGCCAUGUUUGUCUCGUCGAAUUGUCGGCUUUACUUUAUAAGGCCAAAUGUGAACUUUGAUAAUAUUGAAUAGGGAAGACGCCUUGGUAUAAAAGUAGUCCGUCACAUAGAUAUUAAAUGAAUAUUACGUACGGCACUAUUUUUGCCUUAUCUGAAUAAUGAAAAAGCGAAGUUCCAUUCACGGUAAUUUGAUCAUUUUACAUGACACGGUAAAAACAAUUAAAAGGUAUUCUUCGGAUGUCAAUCAAUUUAAAAAAGUUAGGUACCUUUUUUAAUCAUGCAUAAUUAUUACAGAUAGGGGCAGAUAUUGAAAAACAAAAUGUCAUCGUCCCUAUUAUUCACGAGGACAGUUAAUUUGUAUAGUAAAGAAUUAUAUUUUGUUGAAGGUUGUAUUUGAACUAACCAAACUUAUUAAACACGUCCCGAAUUCCAAUUUAAGUUACCAUGUACGUAUGUUCAAGUGUUGCAAUAUUUUUAUAAAUUUCGAAGAACUAAUGGCUGACCGCAAUGCACAAGUCGAGUGAAGUAUAACAUAAUUACUGCGCGUCUAGAAGUAUAACAUCCUUUGUAAACACUUUACCAAUUGGUCACAAGUUUAGCAUAUCAUGAAUUCACCGAGCGUCUAGUCUUGAACUCUGGUUAUUAUAUAUGAGUGAUCUAGCCAUUCAGGCCACCCUGUUAUAGCGAACAACGCGUACGCGUAUUUAUUUCCAAUGCUCGUUUUACAGUUCUUGUACAAAAAUGAGAUACGCAACCAAAAGCUAAUAUUCAGAACGGUAAAGUAAUGUGAGCGAGCGCGCGGCGGGCGGCUCCGGCUUCACAAGACGGUACCGCAAUAACUAAACUGUUCUAGUACGGGGUGGGCCUGUAGCGUUUGACAAUAAUGCCCUACCGCCAAUAGGCUGGAUGCUGUACCCCCGUGCCUUAGCGCCGCCGCCCGCCGCCGCCCGCCGCCGCCGCGUCUCUCGUGUUCACCUGUACACUAGAUUAACUGUAUACUAUUAGUAUAAAUGCUUUAAUUAAUGGUACUGUGUGUGUGCUACGUAAAGUAACAUCUACGAACGAUGUUGUUCGAGUGAUAGUUUAUAAGAAAAAGCAAGUAAGUAGAUAAAUAAUGGUAGAUCUUCGCGUUCCAAAUAGUAGGUAUUAUAAUUGAAAUAGUAAUAUUUAGCAAGUAAGGAGUAAGUAGUAGAGCGUGCCGGCAGGCUGCAGACUGUUGUAAUACUCUACAAAGUAUAUUGCUGUUAAAGCCGUUUGUGAAGCACGGUGCUGCUCAUGUACAAACUGACGAUUUCUGUUGAAUAAAUUGUAAUGUUAUGUUUUUCGACUAAAGUACUUGUGCAAAGGUUUUAUCGUUUUUAAUAAAAAAAACAAAUGUAA